CUCGGUCAGUCGUUUGGAUUGCCAUCAUGGGCGACGACGCCAACGCAGGGUGCUUUGCGCAGCCGCUCGACAGCACGGAUGCGCUCAUGUACGCGUCGCGCAUGCAGUACUUGCAUUCGGACGAGAACCAAGACAAGACGCGGCCCGACGCGCUCUUCAUGUCGCGGCGCCAAGUGAAAAAGCACAGCGCGUUCAAGAUCCACACGUCGCCGAUUCCAGCGCUCAAGAAGAUCGAGCAAGCGCACCCAUUGCACCACCACCACCACCGCAAGACGAGUGGCCUCCGAGUGGCGCAAAUGGGCGCGGCGAUGAACGGGAGCUGGAUCCCGUGCUUCCAGGCGGGCUGCCACUUUUUGCAGCACAAGGAAACGGGGCAGUGUGUGCCCAACGACGCGCUUAAUAAGCCGUGCCCGUUUCACGCACCGACCGAGCAUUGCGCGUGGGCACCCGGUGGCACAGACGAGUCGGACGACGACGAAGCGACCCCGCCGUUUCCCGCAAGCUUCAAGUUCUUGGAGCCGGACCUCCACCCACACAGCACGAAACCGAGUACGAAGAAGGGGCAUGUCUCGCACAUUGUGGUCCGCAAGAGCGAACGCUAAGACGAGAAAGACGGACGACACAUUCGAGCCAUCGAGCGAUGCAGCAUGAGAGAGAUCGGCGUCGUACAGAAAUCCAGCGACUAGAUUCUUAAAGCGAGGUAAUGCUCCGUCGGUAAUGCUUGACUUCAGCA
Molecule: messenger RNA, 733 nt
Organism: Saprolegnia parasitica CBS 223.65
Lineage: Eukaryota; Oomycota; Saprolegniomycetes; Saprolegniales; Saprolegniaceae
Exons: 4
Coding region: 27-602 (191 amino acids)
Source: RefSeq, a predicted model, not a curated record